This is a messenger RNA of Rotaria sp. Silwood1, 438 nucleotides long. NCBI's taxonomy places the organism in Eukaryota, Metazoa, Rotifera, Eurotatoria, Philodinida, Philodinidae. The record is from the annotation of a GenBank genome assembly.
AUGGCAUCAUCAACAAGUCCUAAUUCAAUUGUUUUUGGCUUUGCUACAACAUGUAAGUCCAAGUCAAAGUCUAACUUAUUGCAAGGUUUUCUUUCAUCACUUGGUAAACGUCGAUCUCGUAUUAUUCAAGAUGGCAAAGAUUUAUCAAUUGCUGAUGAAUUAUCAAUUUACCGUUCUUUAGCUAUGCAAGAAUUCAACGAUAUUAUUGGAGAUUCUAAAGAAUAUGAUCCAUUUGCUUUUUGGAAUCUACAUGGUCAAAAGCUCAAAUUGUUAUCUAUUUUAGCUCGAAAGCAUCUAAUUGUUCCAAGUACAUCAGUUCCAUCGGAAUCAACAUUUAGUAUAGCUUCGUAUCUUGGACGAAAAGAACGAAAUCGAUUGACAUCUGAAAAUUUUUGUAACAAACAAAUUAGUACUCAUGCUGGUUUUUUUUAUGGAUAA